Molecule: messenger RNA, 1849 nt
Organism: Mucor mucedo
Lineage: Eukaryota; Fungi; Mucoromycota; Mucoromycetes; Mucorales; Mucoraceae
Product: major facilitator superfamily domain-containing protein
Exons: 7
Coding region: 93-1664 (523 amino acids)
Biological process (GO): transmembrane transport
Molecular function (GO): transmembrane transporter activity
Source: RefSeq, a predicted model, not a curated record
GUUUAACCAUUUUUGUUUGUUUCUGAAUUACAUGAUCACUCUUUCUUAUCAAAAUAUAUUUUUAUUAUUUUUUCAAAAAGGAAGGACUUUCAAUGAGUGAGCAAACACCGUUAUUGCAAAAUGCUAUACAUUCAUCUUGCAAAGGACAAUUGCAAAAGACAGCCUGCUGUUCAUUCAAAGUCGAUCUAGGUCAAGCUGCUGCCCCUAAGAAAAGAAGCCGUUGCAACGAGCUCCCCAUAGACAGGGACGACGAUUUUUGCUACCUAUCAGAGCAAAAAUGGAAAUAUAAACUGAUCGCUCUUGCCUGUGCUUUAUUUUUAGCUGUUGGUAGCCAUUUCGCUGCUCAUACUUUAGGCGCCAUGAAAAAUACGAUAAAAAAAGAAUUCGACAUUACCAAUUCUCAAUACGGUGUCAUUCAAUCCAGUGUUGCUAUUGUUAAUACUGUACUACCUGUCAUUGGCGGAAUCUUCAUUGAUGCUUUUGGCACAAUUCCUGGUGCAUUAAUAACAACUUUAUUAAUCACAUCUGGUAACAUUCUUGUUGCCAUAUCAGCCUCAUCCAAAAGCCUUUAUAUCAUGAUUUUUGGUCGUAUUUUAUAUGGUAUCGGAAGCGGUACAGUUGUUAUAGUACAGGAAACCAUACUAAGUCAAUGGUUUAGAGGAAGGAGUCUUGCUGCUGUUAUUGCGCUCAUGUUGACUGUCAGUAGAUUGGCUUCCUUUUGUGCCCAAGCAACAGUCGUUCCUAUCGCCAAUUGGACUGGCUGGUAUGGAUACGGAUUAUGGUUUUCUGCCUUGUUAUGCGUGUUUUCCAUGGUGAUCACAUUGAUCUAUAUUGCGCUUCUUAAAGCCGUGUCAAAAAAUACUGUCCAAUGUCGUAAACAAACCGAAGUGAUCAAACGUAAAAAGUCUUUUAGUUGGCAUAAGUUGAUGUAUCUGCCCCACUCAUUUUGGCUAAUCGCAUCCAUGGAGUUUCUACUGGGUGGUGGAUGGGGUUGUUUUUUGCAUAUCAACAGUGAAUAUGUCAAAUUUAAAUUCUCGUAUAACGAUUCUAAAGCUGCUGCAACUGCCAGUGUUGCCCAGAUUUUACCUGUCGUCUUAAUGCCAUUUUUAGGCGUUUUCGUUGAUCGCCAUGGGAAGCGCACUUGGUUAAUGAUCGGUAGCGGGUUAUCCAUGCUAUUUUCUAUGAUCCUUUUAGAAUUCACACAGGUUCUUCCCAUUUUUGGAAUGCUUUUGUUCAGUAUCAGUUUAUCUCUUGGACCAGUCGCACUUGUUUCAUCUGUUCCUUUAAUCUUGCCACUGUCGCUUGUCGGAACUGGAAUGGGGUUAAUUAAAUCCGGCACUAAUAUUGGGGCUGCUCUAUUUGAUAUUGCUACGGGAUUGUUACAGGAUGCAGAUCCUCAUAAAGGAUAUGACGGCGUGAUUGUUUUCUUUAUAAUGGUAUCGUGUGUGGCCAUUUUCUCUGGUGUGGUUCUCAAUAUACUUGACUAUUCAAUUUACAAUGGUAUACUUGAUGCCGGAGGUCGCAAAAAGAUUCGACCAUGUGAAAGCAAGCUAAACAACCGAGUUUCUUUAAACCCGUUGAAAGCAAACUACUUUUAUGGAUCAAUUUAUUUCUUGCUGGCUUGCACCAGUUGGAUCAUGUUCUUUCGAUUUAUUAUGGCUUAACAUCUUAUACCUUCCCAAUACUGUAAAUUUAUACACCCCAUCCCCCCCCCAUUUUCUUCUUUUUAACCAAACGUUAAAAGACACCCUGUACAUAACUUACCUCUUUACCCGCUACGUAUAUCACUGCAAUAAUGUACUACAAUCACUAAAUUUUCAAAAUUAAAAUGCCUAUUUUUAAAAAUUAA